Monopterus albus (swamp eel) is the source of this 3301-nucleotide messenger RNA. It is a transcript of the gene chd1l, whose product is annotated as chromodomain helicase DNA binding protein 1-like. Gene Ontology annotation, biological process: chromatin remodeling; DNA repair. The record is from RefSeq and is a predicted model, not a curated record. The coding region runs from base 110 to 3157 and encodes 1015 amino acids. The transcript has 25 exons. Lineage: Eukaryota; Metazoa; Chordata; Actinopteri; Synbranchiformes; Synbranchidae. Gene Ontology annotation, cellular component: nucleus. Gene Ontology annotation, molecular function: DNA helicase activity; ATP binding.
CGGAGCAACGCGCCUUUUCCCUAUAGCAUCACGUGACCCAGUCAGGAAGUGUAGUCGGACAUGACAACACCACCGAGCACGUUUGUUUUAGUUCUCUGACUCUGGAAACAUGACGGACAUUUUAUUCAAAAUAAAAAAUAGCGUGGCAGAGAAAAAGAAGACGACGGUAGAUCAGAGAGACUUACAGAAAUGGGGUUUAAAAGGGAUACAGCUGAGACCUUACCAGCUGGAUGGGGUGCAGUGGUUAACCCAGUGCCUCAAGAACCAGCAGGGAUGCAUCUUAGGGGAUGAGAUGGGUUUGGGAAAAACCUGUCAGACAAUCUCCCUGCUGGUGUACAUGUCGGGAGCUCUUGGGAAGAAAGGAGAGUUUUUAAUCCUGAGCCCGCUCUCUGUCAUGGAGAACUGGAGAAAGGAGUUGGAAUGCUUCGCCCCCUCUCUGACUGUGCUGUGUUACAAGGGAGAUAAAGAGAGACGAGCUGAGAUUCAGAGGGAAACACACACACAGGACUUCCAUGUCCUGCUCACUACAUAUGAGCUGUGUCUUAAAGAUGUUUCCUUCUUGAGACGGAGAAAGUGGGCUGUGCUUGUGGUAGACGAGGCUCACAGGCUAAAGAAUCAGAACUCACUAUUACACAAAACUUUAACAGAGUUUGCAGUGGGGUUUAGAGUCCUGUUGACAGGGACACCGAUCCAGAACAACCUGCAGGAGCUCUACUCCUUGCUGAGCUUCGUUCAGCCCAGCAUCUUUACUGCUGAUGACAUGGACUACUUUGUCAACUCUUACUCAAAUGUACAGAAUCAACCCGCUCUUGCUGCAGAGCUCCAGAGCAUCCUGGAGCCUUUCCUGCUUCGUAGAGUCAAGUCGCAGGUGGCUGUGGAUCUGCCCAAGAAAACAGAGUUGGUGGUGUACCAUGGCAUGUCAGCUCUGCAGAAAAAAUACUACAAAGCUAUUCUGACGAAGGACCUGGAGGCUUUUGGAAAUGAACAAGGCAACAAGACCCGGCUGCUGAACAUCUUGAUGAACCUGAGGAAGUGUGUUGACCACCCAUACCUGUUUGAUGGGGUGGAACCAGAGCCUUUUGAGAUGGGGGAGCAUCUUAUUGAAGCCAGUGGGAAACUCUGCCUUCUAGACAGCAUGCUGACCUACCUGUACAAAGGGGGCCACCGGGUCCUGCUCUUCUCUCAGAUGACAAGGAUGCUGGACAUUCUUCAGGAUUACAUGGAGUACAGAGGUCAUAGCUAUGAACGUCUGGAUGGGUCUGUCCGAGGGGAAGAGCGAAAUCUAGCAGUGAAGAACUUCAGCAGCAAAGACAUAUUUGUCUUUCUCCUCAGCACUAAAGCAGGGGGAGUGGGCAUGAACCUCACAGCUGCUGACACUGUCAUUUUUGUGGAUAGUGACUUCAAUCCUCAAAAUGACCUGCAAGCUGCUGCGCGCUGCCAUCGGAUUGGUCAGAACAGGCCUGUGAAAGUGAUCCGCCUUCUUGCCAGAGACACUGUGGAGGAGAUCAUGUACUCUCGUGCUGUGUCCAAGUUGCACCUCACCAACAUUGUUAUUGAAGAAGGUCGUUUCUCUUUACUGGAUCAAGCUCAGACAGCUGCUGCAGGACUGCAGCUCAGUGAGAUCUUGAAGUUUGGGGUAGAUAAGCUGUUGUCAUCAGAAGAGAGUUCGGUACAGGAUGUGAAAAUGGAGAAGAUCCUCGGUUUGUCACGUGGCGGUCAGUGGGUGGAAGAUGAAGACUCCACUUUGCUCAGAGAAGAGCUGGAGGAGGAGGAGGACGGCUCUGAGUCUGAUGGGCAGAACCACAUGUACUACUUUGAGGGGAAAGAUUACAGUAAGGACCCCAGCUCUGAUGACCAGAAGAGCUUUGAUCGUUUGCUGGAGGAGCAGCUGGCCGAGUUUCAGAGAACUGCUGGAGAGGGCCGAGCUCUGCGGCACAAAGCUGGAGUUUCACUGUCAGUUUUCUUGGGGGUUCCAACGAGGAAAAGGAAACCUCUUACCGAGGCCGAGCUGGAGCUGAGGCGACAGAGGAGGGAGGAGGCGGCAGCCAAGAGAGCCAAAAUUCAGGAGGACCUGAAGAAGAAACAGCAAGAGCAGAAACACAAGAAAAAAAUGGUGUGGUGGGAGUCAUGUGGCUACAGGUCACCAUGCCUCCAGUCUGUGGACAGUGAAGAGGAGGAGGAGGAGGAGGAGGAGGAUGACAGCAGUGUAUGCUCCACAGACUCUGACAGCACAGCCAUCCACUAUGUUCUCGGGGAUGUUACUCAUCCACACGCUGCUCAGGGAGAUGCUGUCAUCGUUCACUGUGUUGAUGACUCAGGCCGAUGGGGUAGGGGUGGCCUGUUUUCCGCUCUAGAGGUGAGAUCAGAUGAACCACGAAAGCAGUAUGAGCUGGCAGGCAAGAUGAAAGAUUUGGACCUUGGAAAUGUGCUGCUCUUCCCCAUCGAUGACAAGCAGUCUAGACAGGAUGGCCAGGAUCAGUUGGCCCUGAUAGUGGCACAGCAAAGAGACAAAGCCAGCAACUUGUCUGGGAUCCUUCUCACUGCUCUGGACAAAGGUCUAAAGAAGAUCUACGCUGCAGCCAGGAGAUAUAAGGCAAGUGUUCAUCUUCCUCGAAUCGGUCACUCCACCAAAGGCUUCAACUGGUACGGCACAGAGAGGCUCAUCCGAAAACACCUGGCCUCCAGAGGCGUCCCCACAUUCAUAUAUUACCACAGCAGAGCUCACAAGAACUCAGCUGCACUUCAGGCAUCCACCUCUGUGGCGUCGCCUGAACUGCAGUUGUGUAACUCUGACAGGCUGACUGACGAGACAGAGGUGGAACGUCCGGGCCCCUCGGGUGUUCCCCAAAGCCACGGCCCUGCAGAGCUUCCCAGUUUUAUGAGUGGAGUGCGAGUGUUUUUCUACAACCUACCUGCGUCACAGAGGAAGAGGCUGGCACGCUACCUUAUCACUUAUGAUGGAGAUGAGGAAGAUGUGAUGAGUCCAGAGGUCACCCACAUAGUAGCAGAGGUGGAAAACAGCAUUCACUCACAGGAGCUCCAAGACCUGGUGCGUCAGUACUCCCAGGCUGUCCCUGUGCAGAAGACCUGGCUGGAGUCCUGCUUCUCCAAACAACGAAAAGUCAACACUGCCCAAUUCAUACAUCUGCUCACUUAACACCUUGAUUCAUUAGUUUUAAUCUCUUUUUUAAAAUUCUCCUUUUAACCAGAGCUUGAAUGAGCUUUGGGUGGCUUGGUGAAACGUGUUCAUUGUUAAAGCAGUUUGUAAUGGUUGAUUUAAAAAUGGAAUAAAGAGUAAAUG